AUGGUUGGAAAUGUUUUCCAGGUUGCCCAGAAACUAAGGAAUGGUAGUUUGAUUCCUAGCGAAGUAUGCUCUUGGUGUAUACGGCGGAGCCAGCUGGCAAAAAGACUCAAUGUAUUCAUAACGGAAUUGCCAGACUAUGCACAGCAAUUGGCAGAAAAGUCGGAUGAACGAAUAGCACUAGGCAAGCCUCUUGGCCUAUUAGAUGGUAUUCCAAUUGCCGUCAAAGACAACUACUGUACCGCAGGAAUAAAGACGUCAUGUGCGUCCUCGAUGCUAGAGAACUUUUACUCACCUUACAAUGCAACGGUUGUGCAGAAGGUUCUAGAUGCGGGCGCUUCUGUAGUUGGGAAAACGAACAUGGAUGAGUUUGCAAUGGGGUCCGGCUCCUUAGACAGCAUAUAUGGCCCUGUUAGAAACCCGUGGAGCCGUGUUUACGCGAGGAAACGUCAAAUGUUAACAGCAGUCACGUCAUCAGCUGGUGUUGCGAUACAGCAAGCGCAGAGUGGCCAUGGUGUGAGUCUGUCAGCUAGUCAGAGAAUACCAGAUAACUAUGAUGAUAGCUACAAGAGCUUCUCCAUGGAAGAAGAUGAUUGGUUAAUAGCAGGUGGAAGUUCGGGAGGAAGUGCUGUUGCAGUAGCAAGUGGGUCAUGUUUUGGGGCUUUAUCCUCGGACACAGGUGGCUCUACACGAGUCCCCGCUUCAUACUGUGGCGUCGUUGGCUAUAAACCAACGUAUGGACUGGUUUCAAGACAUGGGCUCAUUCCUCUUGUCAACUCUCUGGAUACUCCCUCUAUGUUUACACGAUGCACAGACGACGCAGCUGCAAUCUUAGCAACUAUAAGUGGCAUUGAUGUGAUGGACUCCACGACUGUGCAAGAUUGCUCUGUUCCAUUUAGUUUACCAGAUGAUGCCUCGAUUGAGGGCCUUCACAUUGGAAUCCCAGAAGAGUACCACGCACCGGGUUUAUCCGAGGAGACAUUGGACACAUGGACGUGGGUGGCAGACUUGUUUGAGCGGGCAGGUGCGAAAGUGACCCGAGUGUCCUUGCCGCAUACACAGUACUCGAUCGUCUGCUACUCGGUGCUGUGUGUCUGCGAGGUGGCCUCCAACAUGGCACGAUAUGACGGGAUCGAGUAUGGGUACAGAAGCGAGCAGGCUUUGUCUACUCACGCCCUCUAUGCAGAUUCACGGCACACUGGCUUCAACGAUGUUGUGAGGGGACGAAUUCUUGCCGGCAACUACUUUCUAUUGAAACGCAACUAUGAUGCUUACUUCGUUCAGGCACAGAAGGUGCGACAGCUGAUCACUGCCGACUUCCGCCGCGCUUUUGACGCCGGCGUCGACGUCCUGCUGACACCGACGACGCUGACGGUGGCGCCACCUUACAAGGAGGCGACGCAACACGACAAUCGUACGAUGAGUGCGCAGGAGGACGUGUUCACUCAGCCUGCCAACAUGGCCGGUCUGCCUGCCGUGAGUGUUCCAGUGAAACUAUCCAGCCAGUCACUGCCCAUCGGUCUGCAGCUGAUGGCCAAUAACUUUGAGGACAAGCUCCUGUUGACCACUGCCAAGUGGUUGGAACAACAGGUUCAAUUUAACCGACUGGACCUGGUGGAGGAUAGCCUAGGUUUAGGCGAGCUAGUACAUUAGCUUAUCAUGCGCUUCUAGAAUACUACUAGGAAAAAGAACUAAAUGAAUCGCUCAAUCUUAUUACAAUGUUAUAUCAUUGCAGGAGUGAAAGUUGAAAGAAGUUAGUUUUUAGUCGCUGCUAAUUGCAGUUUUGAUUGUCACAUCUGUAGUCGUAUUCUCUGUAGUGUAGCUACUAGGUUGUACAUGUACUGUUGUGAAACGGGACACGAAUGCAAUGAACACGAAACUAUUUUUAAAAAAAUUAAAAAAUUUCUUGUAUUAAAUGUUUUUAGCUCAUCUGACAUAGUCAGAUGCAGCUUGUAGA
Priapulus caudatus is the source of this 1954-nucleotide messenger RNA. RefSeq names its product glutamyl-tRNA(Gln) amidotransferase subunit A, mitochondrial-like. Gene Ontology annotation, cellular component: mitochondrion; glutamyl-tRNA(Gln) amidotransferase complex. The record is from RefSeq and is a predicted model, not a curated record. The transcript has 9 exons. Gene Ontology annotation, molecular function: glutaminyl-tRNA synthase (glutamine-hydrolyzing) activity. Gene Ontology annotation, biological process: mitochondrial translation; glutaminyl-tRNAGln biosynthesis via transamidation. The coding region runs from base 1 to 1650 and encodes 549 amino acids. Lineage: Eukaryota; Metazoa; Priapulida; Priapulimorpha; Priapulimorphida; Priapulidae.